Molecule: messenger RNA, 1895 nt
Organism: Gopherus flavomarginatus (Mexican gopher tortoise)
Lineage: Eukaryota; Metazoa; Chordata; Testudines; Testudinidae
Gene: FHL3
Product: four and a half LIM domains 3
Exons: 6
Coding region: 131-970 (279 amino acids)
Biological process (GO): actin cytoskeleton organization
Cellular component (GO): nucleus; Z disc; stress fiber
Molecular function (GO): transcription coregulator activity; actin binding
Source: RefSeq, a predicted model, not a curated record
GACUGGGACUGAGCGGUUGCUUCCGCCGCCCGACCCCGUCCAGCGCCGCGGCGGGCGAGGAGCAGCAGCGAGCUCGGUUCGGCCCGGAGCGUGCGAAGGAGUAGGUGUGGGAGGCUCUCAGGUCGACACCAUGACGGAAGGUUUCGACUGCGACAACUGCAAGGAGUCCCUGUAUGGGCGGAAGUACAUCCAGAUGGACAUGGGUCCCUACUGCAUCCCCUGCUAUGAUGCCCACUUUGCUAACACCUGCGAGGAAUGCAAGGAGCUGAUUGGCCACGACUGCAGGGAGCUGUACUACGAGGAUCGCCAUUAUCACGAGCAGUGCUUCCGGUGCUUCCGCUGCGAGCGCUCUCUGGCCGACGAGCCUUUCACCUGCCAGGACGAGGAGCUGCUCUGCAACGACUGCUACUGCAGCGAGUUCUCCUCCAAGUGCGUCGCGUGUGAGAAGACAGUCAUGCCAGGAUCCCGGAAACUGGAAUACAAUGGACAAACCUGGCAUGAGCAUUGCUUCAUCUGCAGCAGCUGUCAGCAGCCCAUCGGGUCGCGGUCCUUUAUCCCAGACAAGAAGGAUUAUUAUUGCGUCCCCUGUUAUGAGAGCAAGUUUGCCCCCCGCUGCACUCGUUGCAAAAAGUCGCUGACCAAGGGAGGAGUGACUUACCGUGACGAGCCCUGGCACAAGGAGUGCUUUGUCUGCACUGGUUGCAAGGUUCCCUUGGCAGGCCAGCAGUUCACCUCCCAGGAGGACAACCCCUACUGUGUCAAGUGCUUUGGGAACCUCUAUGCCAAGAAAUGCAGCGCCUGCGCAAAGCCCAUCACAGGCUUCGGAGGGGGUAAAUACAUCUCCUUUGAGGAUCGUCACUGGCACCACAACUGCUUCAACUGUGCCCGCUGCACCAGCUCGCUGGUGGGGAAAGGCUUCAUCCCCCGGCACGACGAGAUCCUCUGCCGCGACUGCAGCAGCAACCUAUAAGCCUGGCAAGAGGAUGUGGAUCAGGGGCUUUAUCUGCUCUUCAGGGGCUUCGUGCCAGACACCCUGGGCAGGUGGGAGAUGUGCCUUUUGUUGCCCUGGAGAGGGCUGAUCCCCUCACCACAGUGUGUGCUCAGGGUGCCUGUGCCCUUCCCCUGAAAGCUAGAAUAAGCCACCCUGGGCUUUCUGCAGAGUGAAGCUAAAUAAACGCCAAACAAAAGGAGCUUCCAAGUCCCUCAUUAUUUUCUUUUCCCUUUGCUUCCUAAGCACUUGGGCGCUGGCUGAGCCGGGAGCCCCUGUCUGAGCAAAGGGGCUGGCAGUGGCCUUAGGCUCCAUGUGCUGACCGCAGCUUUGUCCCUGCUACUUCUUACUGGUUUUCUUCCCCUCCCCUGCGUGAUCCUCUGCUCUGAGUGAUGGGCAGCAGCUCCUGUCCUGGGAGCCAGGCUCUCCUGAGGCUCCUGCCUCCCCAGGCUGGGUUUCCAGCACAGCCUGUUCCCCUAACGUGAGGGUAACCUGGCAUCUCACUGGGCAAGUUUGCAACGCUUUCUAUGCUGUUCAUUGCAGCCUUGGGUGUUUCUGGCUGGCUGUGAGCAGAGCAUGCUGGACUGAGCACAUGGCCCACAUUGGGGAAUGGCUUUUUCUGAUGUCUCUCUCCCCCCUUGUUCCUCACGUCUUCAGGGAGAUGGUGUCACUAAUAUGGCAGGGGAACCUGAAUCACCAGCUGGUGCUGAGGGCUCUGGUGCCCCCACCUUCCUGCAGCAUCUCCCCUCCCCCUGCUCUGCCCCCAGCAGAAGGGUCCCCAUCAGCUUCCAAGAGCUGCACGAAUGAGUUUAUUUAACGCCGACUGCAAGAGCGCUGAGAAGCGGCUCAGGUGCUUUCGGAGCUAGUCUCGUGCUCUGUGUGCAGGUGCUGCCCGGCUGGCAGCCAG